CUACAAAUAUAAUAUGGAAUAUUCAUUUUCUUAUCAUGAAUAAUUGCAAAUUUAAAGUAAUUUUUAAUUAGUGAAGUAAUCAACAAAAAUAUGAUACUUAAAUCUGUUAAUUUAGAAAGAUGAGAACAAGUAAGAAUGGUCAACAUCAAAGAAGAUAAACAGACAUUGGUGAAAGAAAUUUCAUGCAAUAGUUUUGAUCAGAAUUUGACUGUUCAAGAAUUUAAUAGAUGGUAAUUUUGGAUGAUGAUAGAAUGCUUGAAAAAACAGUUUUUGCAUAUUUGGCAAUGAAUACAUCAUCAGCUAAUGGUAUUACAGACGGAAGAAAGAGAAAAUUUCAAAUUAGUUGGCUUCAAGAGUUUAAUUGGUUAUCAUUUGACACUGAAAUAGGUUUAGCCAAAUGCAAUGUUUGUACAAAGUUUCCCAAUUUAUGUAAACGAAAUUCAAAACUUGUCCAAGGUUUCAGAUCUCCAUUUAAACAUGAAACUUUCAAGUUUCAUGAUAAGUCUGGUCUUCAUCAAAAAUGUUUGGAAGCACUACUAAAACAAGAUACUGUAAAACCUGCUACUAAGUGCACUGAGAAAAUAAAUCAAGAAACAUUUCAUCAUAUGACUGUAAUAUUUAAUAUUGUGUACUAUAUUAUGAAAAAUGGUAAGCCAUUUUCAGAAGUCAAAGAUUUAUUGUGUUUAGCAAAAAAACUCAGAACAAAUAUGUAUGAACAGAAAGAAAAUGAGGAUGAAUAUAGAAUAAUUGCAUCAUAUAUUGCUCAAACAAUAAAGAAAAAUUUAAUUGACAAUAUAAAACUUUCUGAUUUUGUAAGUCUACUCAUUGAUGAUUGUACAGAUUCAGCAGUUGAAGAAAUUAUUUUAUAUAUCAAAUAUUUCAAUAGUAAUAAUGUAGUUGAAUCGUUUUUAGGAACUAUCCCUUUACAAAAAACAUCAGCUGAUGAUUAUUUAGAGGCAAUAGAUAAAGAAUUCUUUAAAUUAGGAUUAAAUUGGAGAAAUAAUCAUUGGUUAGUAGGAGUUGGAACUAAUUCAACUGUAACUGUAAUUAAUUCAAUGAAAAAUAUGAAAAGUCAUUUGAUUACAAUUCCUUGUAUAAGUUAUGAUUUACAUGUACAAGUAUUGAAAUCUGCAAAAGAAGUGCCUUAUAUCUCCUUCAUGAACAGUACUAUUAUUAAUAUUUUAAAGUUUUAUCAGAGUUGUCCAAAAAGAUUAAAAACACUCCAAACUGUAGCACCAAUGCUUCAAACCAAAAUUCUUAAAAUUCAAAUUUUUGAUAAUUAUUGGCUUAUAUGUAAAACAGGAUUCCUUAAAGCUUUGCUUGCAGAUUGGGAAACAUGGCUGAUUCACUUGGAAUCCAUUGAAAAUGAAAAUUGUAGUGAAUCCAAUCAAAUCAAAGAAAUUUUGAAAGUGUUGAAAGAUUUUAGAUUUAUUUUAACAAUUCAUUUUCUUCUAGACUUUCUUCCAAUUUUUAAAGAGUUAUCUUAUGUAUUUCAAAAAUAUUUAUUAGCAAGUCAGAUAAGGAUUCAUGUAAAUAAUGUUCUAUGUUCAUUAGAGAAAUUAGGAAGAAGUUCAGGUUUUAUGGAAGAAAAUUUUAUGAGACAUAUAUCAACAAAAGGAAAUUAUAAAAAUAUUCCUUUAAUAGAUAAAUUGGACAAUAAAGAUAAAUUUCAAUCUGACAGAAAUGAACUUAUACAAAUAGGAAUAAAAUUCAUAAACAAUAGAUUUUUAGAUAUAAUUAAUUGUGAAGUUGCCAAUGCCUGUUGUAUUUUUGAUACUUUCACUUGGCCAAAUGAUGAAAAUUUGAAACGUUUUGGUGAAGCAGAGAUUAAGUGUUUGGGUUCUCAUUUCAACAGUAUUCUAAGCAUUGACUCUGUUGAAACUGUAAAUAAUCUGUUAUUAAAUGAAUGGCAUGAGUUCAAAAUGGUUGGACAAAAUUUAAGAUUUGAUGAACUCGUGGAUAGAAUUCGUUCUCAGAGUGAGAAGUUUCCUUUUUUGAGCAAACUCUUAUCAAUUGUGGCUAUCCUGCCUACUGCAUCAAUUACCUGUAAGAGAGGUUGGAGUGAAAUGAAAUCAAUACAAAGUGUAUAUAAUAUAAAUUUCAGUGAUGUGCUAAUGGUGAAAAUGAAUGGUCCAGAAUUAGAAUGUUUUCAGCCAGAAUCUGCUAUAGAUAAAUGGUACUUUGACACCCAAAUAAUGAAUCAUUUACAUGGACAUAAGCAUCAUUUGGUAUCAGAAAGACAAGAGCAAUAAUUGUGUGUUUGUAAAUAAAGAUUUUGUAGUAAAAUAAAUUAAAUAAAUAACUUUUAUGGCUAUUAUUUUUCUUUUCUCUGUAAUCCUUACAAAUUGAAGAAUUUUUGAAAGAUUGUUUUGUAUAAUUUCAAAGAUUUGUCAAUUGUUUAGAGCACGGGUUCCCAACCUAUGGGUCGCGACGGGCUUUCUGUGAGUCGCCAACUUAUACAGUUAACUAAAAAAAAUGUUCACUAUAAUGCAAUUUUUAUUUUUAAUGGUGUCUUGAAGUUUGAAUAAUUUGAUAUACAGUCGAUCCCCCUAUAAC
Messenger RNA from Centruroides sculpturatus (bark scorpion), 2556 nucleotides. Its product is annotated as zinc finger protein 862-like. The coding region runs from base 228 to 2252 and encodes 674 amino acids. Lineage: Eukaryota; Metazoa; Arthropoda; Arachnida; Scorpiones; Buthidae. The transcript is spliced from 2 exons. The record is from RefSeq and is a predicted model, not a curated record.